CAACAGACGCUUGACAAACUGGAUCUGCAGGCCAGAGCACAGCCAGCAUCUGGAACACCAGUCAACACUGAAAUCUCACCAGUUUUACAGCUUGUGCUAACCCUCGGCGGCGUCUCCAAGAGAGAAGGCAACAAGAUGGGAUUGCUGUCCAUCCUGCGUAAGCUAAAGAGCACACCAGACCAGGAGGUUAGGAUACUACUGCUGGGUCUGGACAACGGCGGGAAGACCACCCUGCUCAAACAGCUGGCAUCUGAGGAUAUCAGCCACAUCACCCCCACACAGGGUUUCAACAUCAAGAGCGUCCAGUCUCAGGGUUUUAAACUGAAUGUUUGGGACAUUGGAGGCCAGAGGAAGAUCAGGCCGUACUGGAGAAACUAUUUUGAAAACACUGAUGUGCUGAUUUAUGUCAUCGACAGCGCUGACAGGAAGAGGUUUGAGGAAACAGGUCAGGAGCUGGCUGAGCUGUUGGAUGAAGAGAAGCUGAGCGGCGUUCCAGUGCUGAUCUUUGCAAACAAGCAGGACCUGCUGACAGCCGCCCCGGCCUCUGAGAUCGCCGAGGGUCUGAACCUGCACACCAUCCGGGAUCGCAUGUGGCAGAUCCAGUCCUGCUCCGCCCUCACCGGCGAGGGGAUUCAGGAGGGCAUGAACUGGGUCUGCAAGAGUGUCAACUCCAAGAAAAAGUAGCUUCGCUUCUAGACUUCCACUACUCAGGAGGAACAGCUGCAGCACAUACACUCAUACAUGUACACUGACACACAUGCGCCCUCCUGAGCCUUAAUACAACGGGAUACACCUGUGAAUGUACACACACUACUAAUCCAACAUGGACUUGGAGUUUUUAACCCUCUGCAUUCCUGUAUCGCUGAUGUUUACUAAUUUCCAUACAUCCUCCCAUGUUUUCUUCUCCUACAAAAGAAGAGGGGGGGAACUUCAAAGGGAACCCAUGCCAGGAAGUCAACCCCCCUCCGCCCCAGUCUACCCACGUCACCGUCACCGUCCCAGCCAAUCCCAGCCACCGUCCGCAGCCUGUCAGAACCUCAAACAUCCCAGUUAAAACUGCUGUCUUUCAUUGGAAUUCCAGCAUGUUCUUAAAACUCUUUCACACGCUGUCCUGGAAACCAGCCCCCUCCUCCUCCUCCUCCUCCUCCUCCUCCUCCUCCUCCUCCCAUCUCCAUCUUUUCUUCAUCUCAUUCUUACAGGUCGAUAUGUGUUGUGUUUUUUCUUUCUUUUUUUUUUUAUCAUUCCACAAUGGCUGUAAGCGCUUUUCCUGCUAUGGCUCUGUUUGAAGUGAGGUAUAUUUUUGUAAUUGUUUUAUUUAUGGUGAAGUAGAGUGUAGAGUGCUUUCAAACAACAACUGGUGUAGCGUGUGUGUGUGAUGUCAAGGAUGUUGGAGAAACAGUCCGCUGUCUUCAAACUCUCCCCACUAAAGAAUGAUACUUGUACAUGUUAAUAUGUAUAAAACAAAUUAAAUGGUUAAGAGGAUCUACAUUUUUUUUUUUUGGACCAACUGUAAAUAGCUCGGCCCUGUGUUCAUAUGUUACCUUAUGCACAUGUUAUAGAGUAUACGUUACCUUGCUGUACUUUGUAGUCUAUAAUGUUUGCAUAUGUAAUGUAUGCUGGCAGAUUUUUAACAGAGUUAUAUGUCCUGUAUGUCCCAAUGCAUUUCUCUGUGCGACUCUCGGGUAGUGAGGGAAUUUCACUCUUUAGGCAUUUCCUUUUGAUAUUCUUGAAUGUAAUCUGUCCAGAAUUGAAGGUACUGUAUGUGAAUAAAAAAGAUGAAAAAAGACAGACAAAUGUUUCAGGAAAUCAUCCGGUUAUUAAUAAAUUAAUCCAAGUUUCGUCUUCUACUCAUAAAGACUGUUUUUCACUCA
Molecule: messenger RNA, 1871 nt
Organism: Thunnus maccoyii (southern bluefin tuna)
Lineage: Eukaryota; Metazoa; Chordata; Actinopteri; Scombriformes; Scombridae
Gene: arl3b
Product: ADP ribosylation factor like GTPase 3b
Exons: 7
Coding region: 136-684 (182 amino acids)
Biological process (GO): cilium assembly
Cellular component (GO): cytoplasm; microtubule cytoskeleton
Molecular function (GO): GTPase activity; GTP binding
Source: RefSeq, a predicted model, not a curated record